CACCCGUUAUAAGCAACCAGUGGGCAGCGUCUCUUUUUCGUUAAGAAUCAGAAACAAAGAAAAGGAAGCAGGGGGAGUUUUUAUUUUCAGAGAGAGAAAUUGAUAGUUUUCUACAACGAGAAAGCAACAGCAAACAAUCUCCUGUGAGCUCAGUUACUCCAAAACAGGCGUGCUGCUUUUGUUCUAAGAGAGGAAGUUGAAUCCCUACCUCCUCUUCAUUCCUUGAAGAGUUAAGAAUCCUUACAUGGGUCCAUUUCACGAAGCAGCUGAAAGAAACCAAAAUAAGCCCCCUAUUGGUAUUCGAUUCUUAGAGAGCAUAAAGAAGAAAAGGCUUUCCUACAGAACCCACCAAGCCAUUGUCUUGAUUGUAACUUUUUUGGCAUACACUAGCUACCAUGCUGCUCGGAAAACCACGAGCAUUGUCAAGAGCACCCUUGAUCCAGAGUCUUCCAAGGUGGAGUUGAAGUUUGUCCCAUGGAGGAUUACUUACUCAAGUGAACCAGUUGAAAGAAAAAGUCUUUCAUGGAAACUUGGAGAUGGUUGGGCUCCAUUUAAUGCCUCAGAUGGGACAGCCUUGCUUGGUGAACUCGACUUGGCUUUCCUUGCUAUAUAUGCCUUGGGAAUGUACUUUUCAGGGCACCUGGGUGAUAGAAUGAAUUUAAGGAUCCUUUUGACAAUAGGAAUGGUUGGAACUGGUAUAUUUACUUCAUUAUUCGGUGUUGGAUUUUGGGCAAAUGUGCAUAACUUUUACUAUUACUUGAUAGUGCAAAUGCUUGCUGGGCUGUUCCAAUCAACUGGAUGGCCUUCAGUGGUUGCAGUGGUUGGUAACUGGUUUGGGAAGAAGAAGAGAGGGCUAAUUAUGGGUAUAUGGAAUGCCCACACUUCUGUUGGGAAUAUUUCAGGCUCGUUGAUUGCUGCUGCAAUGUUGAGCUAUGGAUGGGGCUGGUCCUUUGUUUUGCCUGGUCUCCUCAUUGCUUUUGCUGGCUUGCUUGUGUUUACACUACUGCCUGUUAGUCCCGAGGCUGUUGGAGCUGACAAAGAUGAAGAUGAAUUGGAUUCUCCAAAUAAAGCUGGGGAGGAAGUUACAGAGCCCCUUUUAGUAUCGGACUCUGAUGUUAAACAGGAAGCUGUGGGGUUCAUUGAAGCAUGGAAAAUACCUGGAGUUGCGCCCUUUGCUCUCUGUCUAUUUUUUGCCAAACUGGUGGCCUACACUUUUCUCUACUGGCUUCCUUUCUACAUUAGCCAAACAGCCAUUGACGGAAAGUACUUAUCUGAUGGAACUGCUGGGAACUUGUCAACAUUUUUUGAUGUUGGAGGGGUGGUUGGGGGGAUUUUAGCUGGGCACAUUUCUGAUCGCCUAGAUGCCAGAGCAAUUACAGCAGCAAGCUUCAUGUAUUGUUCCAUCCCUGCUCUUUUCUUCUACCGGAGCUAUGGACACCUUUCCUUGGGUCUAAACAUUGCUUUUAUGCUUCUUACUGGCAUGCUUGUGAAUGGUCCUUAUGCUCUUAUAACAACAGCCGUCUCGGCUGACUUGGGAACUCACAGUUCCUUGAAAGGGAACUCGAGGGCAUUGGCAACUGUUACGGCAAUCAUAGACGGAACAGGCUCGGUCGGAGCUGCAAUCGGACCUUUAUUAACAGGUUACAUUUCUGCUAAGAGCUGGAGUGCAGUUUUCACAAUGUUAAUGGCUGCAGCUCUAGUUGCAGGUCUACUAUUGACUAGACUUGUUGUGGCUGAAGUGGCUGCAAAGAUUGCUGAAUCGAGGUCUCAAGGAUCUCCUGCAUCAAAAGCACAAGCAGCUGCAUUUGAUGUGUGAUUUAUGGAGGGAGGUAACAGGGGUUAUAUCUAUAUUUGCGAGUGGUUUUCAGAGUGUUUUAUGAGCUCUGCUGAUUAAAAUGACGAGGAAAAUUCCUCUUGAUAGGGUUGAAGAUGGGAGAGGAUGCUUUUAAACCUAAAUCACUUGAUGGGGAUGAAGAUGAGAGAGGAUUGUUUUUAAACCUUCUCCAUGAAUUAGUUUGACCGGGGGUAGAGGUAGGGAAGAAAUGGAGGGAAGACAGGGUCUGUCCUGUACUCCUAUGUUUUUUGUGUAUAUGUACAUUUUUUCAUACGUUAUAUAUCAAUUUAAGCAAUGUAACAUCACCCAGAAGGGCUGUUAAGAUUC
Populus trichocarpa (black cottonwood) is the source of this 2161-nucleotide messenger RNA. Its product is annotated as putative glycerol-3-phosphate transporter 1. Gene Ontology annotation, biological process: phosphate ion homeostasis; transmembrane transport. The transcript has 3 exons. Gene Ontology annotation, molecular function: transmembrane transporter activity. The record is from RefSeq and is a predicted model, not a curated record. Gene Ontology annotation, cellular component: membrane. Lineage: Eukaryota; Viridiplantae; Streptophyta; Magnoliopsida; Malpighiales; Salicaceae. The coding region runs from base 245 to 1816 and encodes 523 amino acids.